Pocillopora meandrina is the source of this 3844-nucleotide messenger RNA. The record is from the annotation of a GenBank genome assembly. NCBI's taxonomy places the organism in Eukaryota, Metazoa, Cnidaria, Anthozoa, Scleractinia, Pocilloporidae.
AUGUCAGCUUCUGCACCGUUGCCCUUAGCCAGCUCCCCAGAGAAGACAAAUGGAUCCAAGUUGAGCAGACUUCUCAUCGAUGGUGGAACAACAGUGUUGAGGAUCAUCUUUGAUGGCUAUCACCCACCGGCAAGGCUGUCUGCUGGACUUAACGCCCAAUCUUUUACCCUGAAUUCUCUCCUUGGGAAAAAGGUUCUGCGUGCAGCUCAGUGGGACAAACUAUUCCCACCUGACGGAGCAGCACCAGACUCUCAGACGUUUGAUAUCACUCUCCUAUUUCUCCUUCUCGCCAACAUUUGCGGACUAUCUCCUCCUCGCUCAGGGUGGCAUUCAAAGCCAUCUCCGGGUGACAACUCUCUUGAAGCAAAUCUUGCCCGUGUGAAGUUCUUCCGCAAUGAGUUGUAUGGCCACGUCACUAGCACUGGCAUUGACACGCCCACUUUCUCCUCACUAUGGAAAGAAAUUAGUGCUGCUCUGGUUGCUCUUGGGUUGGAUCAAAAGAAAAUCGAUAAACUGAAAGAAGAAAAGUGUGGCGCAGAAGAUUAUCUUGACGUUUUGAUUAAAUGGGUUCAAAGUGAAGAAGAAAUCAAAUCUUAUUUGACGAAACUGCGUCGAUCUCAGAGCACAACACAGCGUAGUAUUGAAGAGGUACGUCAAACCCAACUAGAAGAUCACAAAACGCAUCAAGAUAGCAGGUCCCUGAUAGGAGAAGUGCAUCGAUCUCAGAGCACAACACAGCAUCGUAUUGAAGAGGUACGUCAAACCCAACUAGAAGAUCACGAAAAGCUUCAGGAAAGCAUGUCAGUGCUAGGAAAAGUGCAUCAGAAAAUACAAAGCACCAUUCAGGGCGCUGCUAGAAGCCAAGACGAGCGUUUAGAAAGUUUGCAAACAGAUGUACAGGAAAUGAAGGUAGCCGUUGGAGAACUUAGCAAAGGAAGAAACUCAGGCAGCCAAGGAGAUGAGGUCCUGAGGAACCUCGUUAAGUCUGAAUUCAAAGGAGAAAUCGAGUUUCACGUCCAACGUUUUCAAGAAGACACCCGUGAGUGGGUGUUUAGCAAAGUCGAAAACUGGUUAGACGACAGAAACUCUCAAAACCGGGUGAUGGUUAUAUGUGGAAACGCAGGAAUGGGGAAAUCUGUCAUUUCCGCCGUUGUUUGCAAGAAAAUGCAAGUGGCUGGCCGUCUAUGCGGAAGUCACUUCAUUCAACAUAACAACGUCCGUUACCGGAAGCCUCAGUUAAUGCUUCAAUCCUUGGCUUGUCAUAUGUGCCAUGCCCUGCCAGAGUUUAAGCUAGCUCUUGUAGAAAAUUUGACAAGAAAUACGGGUAAGGAUCUCAACGAUAUGGGGGUUGAGGAGUUAUUCGCCUUUCUCUUUAAAGAGCCUCUCAGCAGCGUAGAGGACCCUGGAAGGAACAUGCUAAUAGUUAUAGACGGCCUGGAUGAAAGUGAAUAUCACGAUCGGAAUGAGUUACUUGAGGUCAUUGCCGAUCACUUUUGCAAGCUUCCAAUGUGGAUUCAUGGGCUCAUGUUGUAUGCUCAUGUUGUAUGCUAACUUUCUUCUUUUAUACAUCGAAGAGAAUCCAUCAGUUCUUAAACAAGGAGACGAAAAGGGCAACUUACCGUUAGGAAUUUCUUCAGUAUACCAUCGCUAUUUCAAAAGGUUGGAGAGUGAGCUCAUCACUGAGCUCGGCAUCAAGGAAGAUUCUUUUUUGAAUUUCCUUUCUGCUCUUGCCGCAUCGAUAGAACCCUUGCCUAUCGACUUUGCUUCUCGGCUGUUGCUUUCAAGUACUACCGCAAAAGUUAGUAAACGGAAACUUUUGAAAGCUAUAAACAGUGUUUCCUCACUUCUUCCCGUUCGAGGUGACCGUCUUUACAUUUUUCACAAGUCCAUUAAAGAUUGGUUAACAGAUGAAUGUUGUUACGGGGUGCACGACUUCAUCGUCGACGAGAGAGAAGGCCAUCGUAUACUUUCAGAACUUUGUGCUGCUGAAUUUGACAUUCUGGUGCAAAAACGAGUAGCGAAAUCUGUGAGUGACGCGCAGUUUAAUGACAAGACAAGGUAUGCCCUACAACAUGGUGUUCGACACAUGUUAGAGGUCGACGAGGAUACAAGAAGAGACGGCAUUGAGGACGUUGUGAGGAAGUAUGUGAUAAACCAAGAGCUUGUCUAUGCAAAGCUGUGUGUGAAUAAUACAGUGGCGACGGAAGAUAUUGUUUGUGUUCUAAACGAAGAGAGCUUCAACUCGUUGAGUGGAGAAACGAAAGGUUCCCUGGAGGAUUUGCUGUUCAUUCUGCGAAAGAACAGUUGGUCGCUGAUGGAGCAUCCGCAUGUUAUCUUGCAGACUAUGGUGAACGGGAGAAAAUCAGUGCUAUCUUCAGAAGCUAAGAACCUCUUGAGUGAGAAAUAUUAUGAAAUAUCGUAUAUGGAGCUGGUCAACAAGAAUCAACAACACUCAGUUGUGGAAGCUAAAUUUUUCUGUUCAUCGUAUGUGCUUUGUUUCGAUAUUUCACCAGACCAGGAUUAUAUGGUGUGUGAAUGUGCUAAUCAAGAGAUUCAGCUGUGGUCGCUGAAGACAAGUAAAAGACAUUGGAGAAAUCGUGUCUCAGAGAAGAAAAAUUGCUUCAAACCUCUUGAUUAUGAAGAACCUUACAGCAAUUUUGUUGAAUUUGAUUAUGAAGCAGAAACACUUUCCAUGACGGUUUCAUUUUAUCGAUCUGUUGCCUUUCAUCCAGAUGGAAAACAUAUAUUUCCUGGAAACCUAUCCACAGUUUAUACCAUUGAUGGGAAACAGAAAGAGCUUUUCAGCACGAGUAAUUGUAGAUUUUCUGUGUGUACAUUAUUAGGGGACAACACUGCGAUGCUUACAGACUGUCCAAACAAUUCCAAAUGCUUAGUCAUUUGGAGUCUAGAUACUGGGAAAGAAAUGUCUCGUAUCACCAGAAAUGAAGACAUUGUCUGUUUUCAGUGCUCUCCGGAUAAAAAUCUUCUGGCUGUCUCCCACUCCACAGGCUUAUUAUGUCUGUUUGAUGUACAGAAUAGACUAACUGAGUUAGGAUCCAUAUCCACAACUUCACCUUGGGGAUUUUUGACUUUCUCCGUGGAGAGUGAUGCUCUUGUUGGCCUGUGCAGAGACCCAUUUGGUCAGAUCCGUUUUCGCUGCAGAACUACUGAUAAUGAAAUUUCCAAAAAAGUCUUAAGUGACUUAAGUGAAGAAGAAAUUAGAUUCGUGCGGUUUCACCCCGACAUAUUCGAGCGACCAUUCCUCGUCGGAGAUGCCACAGGAAGUUUGACGUCGGCCUUGUCGAGAGUUAUUCCUUUCGGGGAAACCGGAUUGCUAAUGAGGUUAACAAGCGAACGUGCAUUAUUAAGCAGCCCAACUCUUCCACACGUGAGUUUGAUAAAUCUCGCUGAAAUUCAAAAAGCCGAAAUAAGGUCAGACACGCACGUUGGGAAUGUUGCUUUCUCUACUGAUGGUGAGAAUGUGUAUGUAGUGAGUCAGUGUCCGCCAACAGUGACUGUAAGGGAAUAUUCAAGUUGCAAUCCAAAAGCAGAAAAAAACUACGAGACUUUCCCUUCAAUUUUACCUGUGAAAGAUGGUGUUAUUGUUUUGGACGAUACAGUUGAGUUUUGGAACGUUGAAUUGACGGAGUGUAAACGUCGGUGGGACAAGUUACAAGGGAUUAAGUUGCUACCUAUAUCAGAAGAACAAGUAGUUUGUUUGACCAAAGAUUACACCGUUGUUGUCCUAUCUAUCUCAGAUGGUCGUUCCAAGAUCAUUGGAAAUGUAAAAGGGAGGAAAAUCCUUGCGAUGAACAAAAAAUUCCAAAUGAUAACUUAUCAACGU